This is a messenger RNA of Rhinocladiella mackenziei CBS 650.93, 1017 nucleotides long. RefSeq names its product 2,3-dihydroxybenzoate decarboxylase. The record is from RefSeq and is a predicted model, not a curated record. The transcript is spliced from 2 exons. Lineage: Eukaryota; Fungi; Ascomycota; Eurotiomycetes; Chaetothyriales; Herpotrichiellaceae. Gene Ontology annotation, biological process: secondary metabolic process. Gene Ontology annotation, cellular component: cytoplasm; cytosol. Gene Ontology annotation, molecular function: carboxy-lyase activity; hydrolase activity. Bases 1 to 1017 code for a protein of 338 amino acids.
AUGUUGGGAAAAGUAGCGCUCGAAGAAGCAUUUGCUUUACCACGCUUCGCAGAGAAGACAAGGUGGUGGGCAUCAAUGUUCGCCGUCAACCCGGAAAAGCAUACCGUUGAAAUCAACGAUAUCACCGACAUUCGAAUCAAGUACAUGGACCAAUAUGGCGUGGGAUUUCAGAUCUUGUCGUACACCGCGCCUGGUGUGCAGGACAUCUUCGACAAGAAAGAGGCCGAAGCUCUGGCGGCGGAAAUCAAUGACUAUGUCGCGGAGAUGAUCAAGCAACAUCCAGAUCGGCUUGGUGCGUUUGCGACUUUGUCAAUGCAUGAUCCUCAGAACGCCGCAGCAGAGCUCCGACGCUGCGUGACGCAGUAUGGCUUCAAAGGUGCUUUGGUCAACGACACCCAACGCGCCGGUCCAGACGGAGAGGACAUGAUUUUCUACGACGCGGCAGAAUGGGACGUCUUUUGGUCCACGGUCACCGAGCUCGACGUCCCCUUUUACCUCCAUCCACGAAACCCGACAGGCACAAUGUACGAGAAACUGUGGGCGGCGAGAAAAUGGCUGGUCGGCCCCCCGUUGAGUUUCGCGCAGGGCGUCAGUCUGCAUCUCCUGGGCAUGGUCACCAAUGGUGUCUUUGACCGUCAUCCGAAACUGCAGAUUGUCAUCGGCCAUCUGGGCGAACACUUACCUUUCGACCUGUGGCGUAUCAAUCACUGGUUCGAGGACGUGAAGAAACCGCUUGGUUUGAAAGAGACGUGCAAGAAGACCAUUCGCGAGUAUUUUGCGCAGAACAUCUGGAUCACCACGAGUGGUCAUUUUUCGACGCCCACCCUACAUUUCUGUCUCACGGAAGUCGGGCCUGAUCGGAUUUUGUUCUCUAUUGAUUAUCCGUUUGAGAAGUAUGAGGAUGCGUGUGAGUGGUAUGACAAGGCGGAGAUUAAUGAGGUUGACAGGAAGAAAAUAGGGAGAGAUAAUGCAAAGAGGUUGUUUAAAUUGGGCGAGUUCAAGGAUUGUAAUGCAUAG